Messenger RNA from Miscanthus lutarioriparius, 1605 nucleotides. NCBI's taxonomy places the organism in Eukaryota, Viridiplantae, Streptophyta, Magnoliopsida, Poales, Poaceae. The record is from the annotation of a GenBank genome assembly.
AUGGCUCUAACCCUCCUCCGAGGGAUGAGGACGCCAGUCUCGUCCAGCUCAAACCCCGGCCUCUUCUUCACUGUUCUACGGCCUCGGUUGUCCCGUUUCACGGCUAGGGCGGAGAGUGCGCAGGCCACCGAGCCCAAAGAGGUUCCCAGGUCAAUUCAGCUGGCGACCAAGGAGGCGGCUGAGCAGAAGACACAGGGCUUCGAAGCCAUCAUCGGGAUUGAGACCCAUGUCCAGCUCUCGACCGUCACCAAGGCGUUCUGCUCCUGCCCGUACAACUACGGUGCCCAGCCCAGCAGCACCGUCUGCCCCACCUGCAUGGGCCACCCGGGGACGCUGCCGGUUCUGAAUGAGAAGGUGGUCGAGUGCGCCGUGAAGCUGGGACUCGCCCUCAACUGCGAGAUCUCGAUGACGUCCAAGUUUGAUCGCAAGCAGUAUUUCUACCCGGACCUCCCCAAGGGGUACCAGAUUUCGCAGUUUGACAUCCCCAUUGCCAAGAAGGGUUAUGUCGAUUUCGACCUUAUGGUGGAGUUUGGUGGUGGGCAUAGGAAGUUUGGGAUCACAAGGGUUCACAUGGAAGAAGAUGCAGGCAAGCUGCUUCAUUCUGAAUCCAGCAGUUGCUCUCAGGUUGACCUAAACAGGGCUGGCGUACCUUUGCUCGAAAUUGUCUCAGAGCCAGGCAUGAGAACAGGGAUAGAGGCUGCUGAGUAUGGUGCUGAGCUGCAAAGGAUUGUUAGGUACCUGGGAAUGAGUAAUGGUAAUAUGCAAGAAGGUUCCCUUCGUUGUGAUGUGAAUGUUUCUGUUCGACCAGUUGGACAAUCAGAAUUUGGUACAAAGGUGGAAAUAAAGAACAUGAGCUCAUUUUCUGCGAUAAAUAGGGCAAUCGAUUAUGAGAUCACCCGGCAGAUUCUGCUCCAUAAAGAAGGCCAAGCUGAUCAAAUUGUACAAGAAACCCGCCUGUGGGAUGAAUCUUCUCAGAAAACUUUUACAAUGCGAAAAAAGGAGGGACUUGCUGACUAUAGAUAUUUUCCAGAACCUGAUCUUCCUGAAGUAGUUCUCACUAGUGACUACAUUAAUGAAAUCAGCAAGUCAAUGCCGGAGCUUCCAGAAGCAAAGCGUAGGCGUUAUGAGAAUAUGGGACUCAGCAUGCAAGAUGUUCUGUUCCUUGCUAAUGAUGAUAAUAUUGGUCAUUUCUUUGAUUCUACUCUUGAGCAUGGUGCUGAUGCAAAGCUGGCUGCCAACUGGAUCAUGGGUGACAUUGCUGCUUAUCUCAAAGAUGAAAAACUGUCUGAACUGAUAGCAUCCAUUAAGAAUGGAACUAUAAGUGGGAAGAUCGGGAAGGAGAUACUGGCCGAGCUCAUUGCCAAAGGCGGAACCGUUAAGGCUGUGAUAGAAGAGAAAGAUUUGGUUCAGAUAGCAGAUCCAGCAGCAAUCGAGGCAAUGGUAGAUAAAGUAAUUGCUGAUAAUCCAAAGCAACUUGAGCAGUACCGUGCUGGAAAAACUAAGCUACAAGGAUUUUUUGCUGGCCAGGUGAUGAAAGUAUCGAAGGGCAAGGCCAACCCAGUUUUGUUGAAUAAAAUCCUUGGAGAGAAGUUGAAUGUCAAUUAG